UGUAUAACUUGUGGGUACCGUUGUGAAAACAUUGAGUCAAAAUAAAAAUGUCAAAUAAACCUAAAUCUAUUGAUCACAUCAGGUAUUAAAACAACAAAUAAGAGUCUGUUGAUUAUCCUUUUACUUGCAUUUUAUUGACAAUAACGGUAUAUGUGUGUAGUGUAUUUACACUUUGAAACUAUAAAAAAGUAAAUAGAUAAUAAUUGAUUAAUUUAGCACACUUUUAUUAUAUUAUCACAACAAGCAGCUUUCUUCUUUUAAAAAUUUUUAAUUGAUAUAAUCAAGAUGACUACGUCAAUGAUUUCUAACACGAAGCUUCAGGAGGAUAUGAAUAGUAUCCCUCUUGCUGACGAUGAUCCUCAAGUUAUUAUCCCAGAAGAAGACGUUCCAGAUAAUGAUGUACACAUUUCUGAUCCUUUUGGUCGUGGACAUAGCAUGGAUUCCAUUCCAUCCACAUUUACAAAUGGUAGCUGCAGUCCAAACAGCUUAGAUCCUGAUGUAAGUCCCGAUGAACAAGAAGAAAAAGCUCGAUUGAUAGCUCAAGUGCUUGAGCUACAAAAUACCCUUGAUGAUUUAUCACAACGAGUUGAUAGUGUGAAGGAAGAAAAUUUAAAACUGCGGAGUGAAAACCAAGUUUUGGGGCAAUACAUUGAAAAUUUAAUGUCUGCAUCAAGUGUUUUUCAAUCAACAAGUCCAAAAACAAAGAAGAAGUAAGAUCUGUAAUUUUAUUCGAUGAUUUCAGAACUAGAAAUAGCAUGAAAAUGACUCGUCUAUUAAGCUGAGUGAUGACACUAGUCGGUAAUGACCUUGACAAAUCAAUUGAAACAUUUUCCAAUUUUUUUCUAAUUAAUUCUUAAUGAGUGUUAUGUUUCUAGAUAGGUACAUUCAUUUUCAACUCUUUAUAGGGCAGAGUCAAUAAUAAAUUAUUUAACGUAAAUACUUAAUUUUUAUUUUUUAAUAAAAAUGGAUUAAAAAUAAUAAUUGUGAUAAAUACAUCAUUUUUUAUUUUAUUAUCGACUGAAAAAAAUCUAUUUAAAUGAUAUUCAAACUGCCUUAUGAAGGGUCCCAUUAAUUAAGGAGCACUCGAGCAUUUGGCAUUUAUAUAAGAAGGUUUUUUUUGGCUUCAUGACAUUGAAAAAAGUUUUUUAAUGCUUAUUGUCAGUGUACCAAAGAUUAAAUUGCAAUUUUCUGACAUUUUUACUGCCAUGUGUGCUUGAGAGCUUGACAUACGUAUCUAUUGGAAGAUAAAAUUAUUGAAUCAAAUGUAAUAAAAUUAUAUGAGUAAGAUCUUUAUUUCCAUUACCUUUAAUUUUAUCAUUUAAAGUUAGACAGUAAAUUAUCUGAAUGUGCUUGACAUAUAAAUUUUACGGAUGGAAGAAAGAACGCUCGGUAUAUAUAAUAAAAAAAAAAUAUUGUUAUAUGAAAAAAAGUAACAAUUAAUAACUAAAAAAAAAUAUAUCUAUACUUUAAGUCUAUAAUAGUAUGUGCUAAUAUUUAAUUUACAUGUAACGCAAUAAUUGAUUUAAGUUAAUUUUAAAUAUUUUUUAUUGCGCUAAAGGGCACAAAGUGACUGCACAACUCCAAAAAAUAAUUUUACUGUUGAAAAAAAAAAACAGAUUAACAAUAAAUUCUAAGCUCUAAAAUC
Messenger RNA from Chelonus insularis, 1645 nucleotides. Its product is annotated as short coiled-coil protein B. The transcript is spliced from 4 exons. Gene Ontology annotation, cellular component: trans-Golgi network. Lineage: Eukaryota; Metazoa; Arthropoda; Insecta; Hymenoptera; Braconidae. Bases 286 to 714 code for a protein of 142 amino acids. The record is from RefSeq and is a predicted model, not a curated record.